AUGGAAGGUGGAGGACACAUUACAAAUGAAGAGGCAGGCAGCAAUGAUAGUGAUAGUGUUGUGAGUGUAAAACAUGAACUUGUGAAACUAAUUAUUAAAGAUGAAACUAUUUUAAUGGAAGGUGGACACAUUACAAAUGAAGAGGUAGGCAGCAAUGAUAGUGAUAGUGUUGUGAGUGUAAAACAUGAACCUGUGAAACUAAUUAUUAAAGAUGAAACUAUUUUAAUGGAAGGUGGACACAUUACAAAUGAAGAGACAGGCAGCAAUGAUAGUGAUAGUGUUGUGAGUGUAAAACAUGAACCUGUGAAUGAAAUAUUAGAUGAAAAUGUUGUAAUGGAAGGUGGAGGACACAUUACAAAUAAAGAAGAAGGCAGCAAUGAUAGUGAUAGUGUUGUGAGUGUAAAACAUGAACCUCAAGGUGAUUUAGUUACACAUAAACUAAUUCAUACCGGAGAGAAACGAUUUUUAUGUGAUGUUUGUAAUAAAAGAUUUACUUAUCGACAUACUUUAGUUAGACAUAAACUAAUUCAUAGCGGAGAAAAACCAUUUUCAUGUGAUGUUUGUAAUAAAAUAUGUACUACAUCAUCGAAUUUAGUUGCACAUAAACAAUUAGAAGUGAAACUGCUUUAG
Chrysoperla carnea is the source of this 630-nucleotide messenger RNA. RefSeq names its product zinc finger protein 354C-like. Gene Ontology annotation, molecular function: DNA-binding transcription factor activity; RNA polymerase II cis-regulatory region sequence-specific DNA binding. Gene Ontology annotation, biological process: regulation of transcription by RNA polymerase II. The record is from RefSeq and is a predicted model, not a curated record. Lineage: Eukaryota; Metazoa; Arthropoda; Insecta; Neuroptera; Chrysopidae. The coding region runs from base 1 to 630 and encodes 209 amino acids. The transcript has 6 exons.